UGCAAAGGGUGUGCCGUACAGUGAGGACUACGGGGACUGACUGCAGCUCUACGGCACUGCAAUCUCUGGCAGGAGAUGCAAGAGGAGUGACCGUGUGCUGUGGGCUGAACGGACUCCCGCACAGCCUCCAUUAGCAGGAUGGUGAGUGCGCUGCACUGAGGCGCGUCCUGAGGCUGCUCUUCUGUAAAUCAUCAUGAGGAACCUGCAGCAGACGGCCGGGUUAGUGAGGUCAGGCCCUGCGCUCAUUCAGACGACGCUUGACUAGUGGGUGAAUGUCGCGAAAUGCCAUCUGAUCACCGGGUCUGGUCGGUCUACAGCGCUGUGCUUCGCUCGCUGGAUGAAGGAGCCCAGAGCGCGAGGAGACGAGAGAAGCCGCGCGUGCAGUAGGGGGUGCUGGAUAACAUACACCGUCUCGAGCUCAGCCUGCGCUUUAUUCUGCUUUGUACUGCGUAGCUGCACAGUCCAUGCGAGCUGUCCACUGCGAUUGUGCUGCGGCCUGAGAGAGCAGAAGCCGGCGCACAAACACAAUGGCGGGGCCGGAGGAGCAGCAGCAGCAGCAGCAGCGGGUGGAAGAGGAGAGAGCGGAGAACAUCGAGGAUGCGGAGCUGGCCUUUCAGGGCAUCAACAUGCUGCUCAACAACGGCUUCAAGGAAAGCGACGAGCUCUUCAGGAGAUACAGGACCCAGAGUCCACUGAUGAGCUUCGGAGCCAGUUUCGUGUCCUUCCUGAAUGCCAUGAUGACAUUUGAGGAGGAGAAGAUGCAGAUGGCCUGCGAUGACCUGCGAACCACAGAGAAGCUGUGUGAGAGUGAUAAUACUGGCGUCAUUGAGACCAUCCGUAACAAGAUCAAGAAGAGUAUGGACUCGCAGAGGUCAGGGAUGGCGGUAGUGGACCGGCUCCAAAGGCAGAUCAUUGUGGCUGACUGCCAGGUCUACCUCGCUGUACUCUCUUUCGUCAAACAGGAACUCUCAGCUUAUAUCAAAGGAGGCUGGAUCCUCCGCAAGGCUUGGAAGAUGUAUAACAAAUGCUACAGUGACAUUAGCCAGCUUCAGGAAUCGUGUCGCCGGCGGUCCUCCAGCCAGCAGGGGGAGCUGGCCUCCGAUCAGGCCAACCACAACACAGCUGUGGCAGAGGGCAGCGGAGGGGUAACAGAGGAGGCCCUGGGGCGUCUGAAGGGUUCGGUCAGUUUCGGCUAUGGCCUUUUCCACCUCUGUAUUUCUAUGGUGCCUCCACACCUGCUGAAGAUAGUCAACCUGCUGGGUUUCCCUGGAGACCGUCACCAAGGGCUGGCGUCUCUGGCUUACGCCAGUGAGAGUAAAGACAUGAAAGCACCUCUGGCUACGCUGGCCCUCCUGUGGUACCACACGGUAGUGCAGCCCUUCUUUGCUCUGGAUGGCUCUGAUUCCAGGGCGGGACUGAUGGAGGCCAAGGCCAUCCUGCAGAAGAAAGCAGUGAUCUACCCAAACUCCUCUCUCUUCAUCUUCUUCAGAGGACGGGUGCAGAGGUUAGAGUGCCAGAUCAACAGUGCACUGACAUCUUUCCACGAUGCGCUGGAGUUCGCCUCAGACCAAAGAGAGAUUCAACACGUGUGUCUCUAUGAGAUUGGUUGGUGCAGUAUGAUCGAGAUGAACUUUGAAGAUGCUUAUAAGGCCUUUGAAAGACUGAAGAAUGAAUCCAGAUGGUCGCAGUGCUACUAUGCCUACCUAACUGGAGUAUGUCAAGGUGCGUCUGGUGAUUUAGAGGGGGCGAAAGCAAUUUUCAAAGAUGUACAUAAGCUCUUCAAACGCAAGAACAAUCAGAUCGAGCAGUUUGCAUUCAAGAGGGCAGAGCGAUUGAGGAAGAUGUCUGCCACGCAGGAGCUUUGCAUUCUGGGAGUUGUUGAGGUCUUGUAUCUGUGGAAGGCUCUUCCAAACUGCUCAUCCUCCAAACUCCAACUCAUGAGCCAAGUGCUGCAGGGUCUGGAUGACCCAUCCUGCCAGGGCUUAAAACACCUGCUUCUUGGUGCUAUUCAGAAAUGUCUUGGAAACAUUAAGGAUGCCAUCCAGUCUUACCAGAUGGCAGCCAGGGAUGAACUGGGGCGACAGACCAACUCUUAUGUACAGCCGUAUUCCUACUAUGAGCUGGGCUGCGUGUUACUGGCAAAACCUGAGACUCUGAGUAAAGGGAGAUCAUUGCUGCUUCAGGCAAAGGAGAACUAUGCAGGCUAUGAUUUUGAGAACAGACUGCAUGUGCGAAUCCACUCAGCCCUCGCCUCCCUGAAGGACGUGGUCCCCCAGUAACCCUGCCUGACCCAGGACAUGCAUCGCAAAGUGACCACUCCUGUCCAGCACCUUUUCAAAUGCAAGCCAUUGGAAACAACAAUGUAUUUUUCUGUUCUUUUCCUAUUUGGACAAACAAAAAGGAAGAAACCUUAGUUUUGAAGAGAUGUAUAGGCCACAUCUCCAACAUUGAAACCCUGUAGUGUUUCCUUUCUUCAUCGCUCAUGUUCAGAGUGACUCACAUAAAAGUAGUUGUUCAGUUAGUAUUUGUCAUUACGUGGUAGUCUGUGCCUAAAAAAGUAGAAAACAUUGCUUAAGUUUAGCAAAAGAGUUCAGUUUUUUUUUUUUAUAAAUUAAUUAACUCAUAACAUCCAUAAAGGUUUCAAUUAUCGUAAUGGCUUUAAUUCCCACAUUCAGACCACAGACUGUUGUAAAGGGUCAGAACCCAGCAAAAAAGGUUCCCGAGUUAGGUUGCACUGUCCUAUUAGAGACCAUGUAUUUAUAAGAAUUAAGCAUGAGGAACACUAAGUAUUUCCACACAGGGUAAAGAAUAUGA
Messenger RNA from Colossoma macropomum (tambaqui), 2814 nucleotides. RefSeq names its product tetratricopeptide repeat domain 39C (gene ttc39c). Gene Ontology annotation, biological process: otolith morphogenesis; cilium assembly. The transcript is spliced from 14 exons. The coding region runs from base 528 to 2279 and encodes 583 amino acids. Lineage: Eukaryota; Metazoa; Chordata; Actinopteri; Characiformes; Serrasalmidae. Gene Ontology annotation, molecular function: protein binding. The record is from RefSeq and is a predicted model, not a curated record.